CCGGUGAGGACAACAGGCGGGAAGCUCGUCUACCGAUACGCCGCACCGCUCACUUCCGGCGGCUCUCCGAAAAAAAAGGCCGCGUCAUUUCCGGGAACUACCUCCCGACUCCGAAACGUAAUUUCCGGUAUUUGGCAGUCUAGUUUCCGCCAACCUUAGCGGCGCUUCCGCCCUCCGCUCCUCAGACUUCCGGCGUAGCCUGUCAGACUCGUCUCCCUGGUGACGUCGAAAAGCGCCGGGGCUGCGGCCGUAAAGCGGCUGUCAUGGCGGACCUUCAUCCCCGCACCGGCAAGCUGGUUAUCCUGAGCAACCAGAACCGGACCGCCACCCGCAAACAGCCGGCCCAGGAGUUCAAUCAGGGCCUGGUACUGAGCGGGAGACCGCUAUGCCCGGGGGAGGUCUUCACCGUCCGCCUGGACCGCAAGGUGGGUCUGGGGGGACGCCGUCCGGCUAAAUCUGGCUUCUCAGGGGGAGGGGCAAUUUGGUGGGACAACCCAGUGGGGUCAAAUCUAUCUCCUCGGGGGAGGGUCUCCGUCCUCUCCCUCAGUGCCACCGGCCUGAAGGGCGGCUCCUGGAUCGUGUCCGGCUGCUCGGUGCUGGAAGACGGCCGCUCCAUCAUGGAGGAAUAUGGACAGGAUCUGGAUCAGUUGGGGGAGGGGGAUCGGGUCGGAGUUCAGCGCACGUUGUCCGGGGAGCUCCACCUAUGGGUGAACGGGAGGGACUGCGGAGCCGCCGCCAGCGGGGUCCCCCCGGGGGUGUGGGCCGUUGUGGACCUGUACGGGAAAUGUACCCAGAUCACCGUCCUGACCUGUCAGCCCCCCCCGGAGGAGGAUGAAGAGGAGGAGGAGGAGCAUAGUGCAGGUGAGGAGCCCCCCUUUAAUAUCGUCUUCAUUAUAGAGGUGUCAUACCUGUCUGAUCACAUGACUGACCCGCUCUCCCCUCCCCCUCAUGUCUAGUUUCCCGGCACCGAGCUGCCGGCUGUGGUCAGUAACGCCAUCUUGUCAGCGUAUCAUGGGAGUCUCCUUAGCGUCAAUCUGGGCUCUCCUCCGCCCUCGUCUGAUCAGUCUCCUCCCACUUCCAAUGACGCUCUGCUCUUCCAUGAGAAGUGCGGUACUCUCAUCAAGCUCAGCAAUGGUAACAAGACGGCAGAGAGGAGGCGGCCUCUGGACGAGUUCAACAACGGUGUGGUGAUGACCAAUCGGCCGCUGAAGGACGGGGAGAUGUUUGAGAUCCGCAUCGAUAAGCUGGUGGAUAAAUGGUCGGGGUCCAUCGAAAUCGGGGUCACCACCCACAAUCCCAACAGCCUGGAAUAUCCUGCCACCAUGACCAACCUGAGAUCAGGAACCAUCAUGAUGAGCGGCUGCGGGAUCCUGACCAAUGGGAAGGGGACUCGGAGGGAGUACUGCGAGUUCAGCCUGGAUGAGCUGCAGGAGGGCGACCACAUCGGACUCACCCGGAAAUCCAGCGGAGCUCUCCAUUUCUACAUCAAUGGCAUGGACCAAGGCGUGGCCUCCUGUCAGACUCCUCCCGUGGUGUAUGGCGUUGUGGAUCUCUAUGGUAUGGCUGUGAAAGUCACCAUCGUCCAUAAUCACAACCACGCUGACCGGCUGCGGAGGAAUAACGCCAUCCUGCGGGCGCGAUCACCUGAUGCCGGGCGCCAGAGCUCCAACACACCGGAUCCGGGGCAGCUGCUCUUCCACCCCAACUGUGGGCAGAAAGCUUCAAUCAUCAACGGGGGGCGCACGGCCCUGCGACCUCAGUAUGUACCUGUGUGGAGGCCAGAGCUAGAGCUCUGUGCAGGGGACACGGUGGGAGUGGUGCGCAGAGAGGACGGCACGUUGAAUUUCUUUGUCAAUGGCGUGGCGCAGGGCGUGGCCGCGUGGAAUGUCCCCACCAAUGUCUUUGCUGUGGUGGAUCUCUAUGGGCAGGCGGCACAGGCCACCAUACUAGACGAAACAGAUGCGUUGCCCCUCCCAGGAGAAGAGGAAGACACCCUGGCUCUGACCCCCGGGACCCCGUGCGCUCUCCAGUCUCUGUCUGACCUGCGAUUCCAUCACCUCCAUGGUAGUAACGCCCUGAUAACCAAUGGGGGCCGCACCGCCCUGAGGAACAACUCGCGCAGUGAAUUCAACGACGCCAUCGUCAUCUCUAGCAGGCCUUUGAGGGACGGGGAGCUCUUUGAGAUUGUGAUACAGAAGAUGGUGGACCGUUGGUCGGGCUCCAUAGAAGCGGGUAAGGAUGCGGCUGGAUGGGGGAGUUAUGGGAUUCCUAUAGUACAUAAGGAUUGGAGUCACGUGUUGUGGGGUGCCUGA
Nanorana parkeri is the source of this 2312-nucleotide messenger RNA. RefSeq names its product neuralized-like protein 4. The record is from RefSeq and is a predicted model, not a curated record. NCBI's taxonomy places the organism in Eukaryota, Metazoa, Chordata, Amphibia, Anura, Dicroglossidae. Gene Ontology annotation, molecular function: ubiquitin protein ligase activity. The transcript is spliced from 10 exons.